Notolabrus celidotus (New Zealand spotty) is the source of this 3304-nucleotide messenger RNA. Its product is annotated as immunoglobulin superfamily member 2-like. The transcript is spliced from 9 exons. The record is from RefSeq and is a predicted model, not a curated record. Lineage: Eukaryota; Metazoa; Chordata; Actinopteri; Labriformes; Labridae. Bases 51 to 3026 code for a protein of 991 amino acids.
AGUCUCAUCUGCUCUCGUGUGAGCACUGUUAUUUCUGAAGCAGGUUCAGGAUGAGGAGCUCCCUGCAGUCCCUGUGGAGGGCCAAUUUGCUCUUCUAUCUUGGGCUAUUUCUGCACUGUGGAGAGGCCAGAGUGAACACUGAAGCACCAACUGGGCCUCUGUACCGUGUGGUUGGCUCACCGCUCUCCCUUUCCUGCAAUGUGAGCGGAUUCACCAGUGCCAGCUCCCAAAAAGAAUUUGAAUACCGUGUUCAGAGGCCUGGAAAUACAAGAAUGGAGAACAUUGGGAGUACCAGGGAUCCAGAUUUUGGCUAUUCCUCGUACAAGAUGCGUAUGGGGGAAAAGGAAAUCACUCUUACACAUGUGUCUCCAAACUCAGUCUCGUUUGAGAUAACAAGCCUGAAGAAAAGUGAUCAAGGGGAAUAUGAGUGUAGUGUUGUCAACCCAGACUACAUUUAUGAUGGAACCUACACCGCUGUAACAUCAGUGAAAGUGAUUGACAACUCUCUGAGUGUUUCAUCACCUGCCUCCACCUCACUGAGCUAUAAUGAGGGUGAUGCCUACACUUCCACAUGCCAAGCCUCCAGCAACACUGUCCAACACACCCACCUGUCUCUCAGCUGGUUUCUUCAGAAAGAUGGGGAAGAAACCGCACAGCCCAUAAUUUCUCUGGACAGAUAUUUCACCCUGAGCCCUGGCCCGGGCUUUGAGUGGCGUUACCAAGCUGGACUCAUAAGCUUAGAGAAAGUAGGAGAGGCCACAUACAAGCUAAAAAUGGCUCAGCUGCAGCUGUCAGACCGAGGCAGGGUCUUUUGCCGUGCUCAGGAGUGGAUCCAAGAUCCUGACCGUUCCUGGUACUCCAUCACACAGAAGGACACAGAGAAAACUACCCUGCAGGUCAUAGCUAGAGAGGUGGUGCCAGACACGUCCUCUCUGGCUGUGAGAGUCUCAGUGCAGUCCACAUCUCUGCAGGUCGGGCAGAAGCUGUCAAUCUCCUGCAACGUAAACACACAGAAUGCAGAGGGAGAGUUCUUCUCUGUGGCUUGGUUCAGAGGAGGAGUCGAGCUGGCCCGCAUUGGCCCGACAGGUGUUCUGUCAGUGGGACACGAGUACAGAGUGCGAGAAGAAGAGCUCAGGGUGGGCCGUAUCAGCGACAAAGAUUUUGAUCUCAGACUGCAGCCUGUCAUAAUAGAGGACCAAGGAGAGUAUUUAUGUAGAGCAUGGCCUCAGAAAAGAGGCCAAGAUGGUGCUUUUACACAGGGAGUGGCCCAGGACUCCUCUCCUCAGAGGAUCAGCAUCUCUGCCACUGAAAGUGGGCUCCUCCUCGAAAUGCAAAACGACACACGUGUGAAUGAAAAUGACGCACUGAAGCUUAUGUGUAAAGUACACGGCUACACAGGACAGCUGUCUGUCACCUGGCUGCGCAAGUCAGCAGACACAUCAUCAGCCUUGUUCACCACGGUCAUCAGUCUAAGUCAAGAGGGUGUUGUGGCAAAAGCAGAGGAAUUUGAAAGCUGGAAAAUAAUAGCAACACGUCCGGCAACCGACACCUUCACCCUAGAGCUGGAUGGAGUCACACCUUCCGAUUCAGGGGUCUAUCAGUGUGCUGUGUCCGAAUGGGAGAAAAAUCGCAAGACCAACAGCCGAUCGCAAACCACCAGAGUGACAGUGACUGAGUUAUCUGUGAAUGUGAACCUUAUAAGCCGAGAAAGCAGGGUGACCGUGGGAAAUAAUGUUGAGUUGAUCUGCAGGGUCAGAGCCGUACAAGUACCAAUCACAGUGACUUGGACCCUGCAGCGUGAUGCUUCCACCAUAGAUAACAUCCUGACGGUGUACGCAGAUGGUACAAUCAGCUGGUCUGGAGACCAGCACCGCUACCAGCUGAAAGUGCAGAAGACAAAGAACGAGUUUAUUCACUAUCUCCUCAUCAACGGUGCGAGCCAUCGGGAGAAGGGCAGAUACCAGUGUGGCGUGACUUACAACAUAAACAAGAAGUCUUCAUCAAACUGGUUGGCUGUGCAAGUGCAAGACCCAGAGAGCAAACUCGUUCUGACCUCAGCCCCACCCAUUAAAGCUCACAUUGACGAUGACGUAGAAUUAAAAUGCUCUGUCAUCUCAGAACCUUCGGAAUCAUCUCGCUACGCCGUCACGUGGCAGCUUGAACAAGAAGCAGUAAGUAAGGUCAUCGUGAGCUCAGACCAGGAUGCCAAAGUCACGUUUGGACCCGAGAUAGAGCUGAGCCAGAGACAGAGGAUCAGCGUGAAGCGCACUAAAGGCCCGAGUUUUGAGCUGAGUAUUCGGCAAGCUUGGAUCUCGGACAGCGGCUCAUACUCAUGUGAGGUGGUGGAGUGGCUACAGGAUCCUGGCGGUGAUUGGUCUUCACUCUUGCCCGUGUCCAAAACUACAAACCUAACAGUGGUUGAUUCAGAACGAAAACUAUCCAUUUCCAGGAAAGACGGGGAGUUGAAUGUGAGCAGAUCUGAGAAUUUCACCGUCCCGUGUCAUAUCACCGAACAGUCCAGCAAUAAAUCAGAGUUCCAGGUCACGUGGUUUUGGGGAAACAAGACGGAAAAUAAACAACGAGCCGUAUUCACAGCUUACCGCAACGCCACACUACAUGACUGGUUAAAGAAAGGGGAUCAGCUACGAUUUGGCCACCCUUUACCAAACCAGUUCAGCCUUACAGUGCUGAAGCCAGGUCCUGAAGAUGGUGGCCUGUAUUUCUGUGAGGUAGAAGAAUGGAUUCAAUCUCUGUCUCAUGGGUGGAGGAAGGUUACUAAAGAGCAAUCUGGGAUUUUGACCAUUUACGUCCAUGAAGAUGGAAAUGCCAGCGCUGUCUCUGAGCCAGUCUGCAAUGCACGGACCUGGAUAUGGAUUCUUGUUGCUUUCAAUAUAUGCACACUCUUGGUUUUACUUCUACUCGUGCUGAAGAUAUGCAGGAGCCCAGUCUCAGAAGGGAAGAAGUCCGGCAAGUCUCUGUGGACAGAGCAACAUCCUCUGAACACCACACCAAGUGCAAAGGACUGAACUUCAUAGAGCAGAGGAGGAGAGAAGAUAAUGAGAAAAUGCACACAUGGGCCUUUUUAUUUGCUAGGCAAUAUAUGAGAUGAUGUUUUAUAAUUCAAGUAGUUCCACUGUAAAUAUUUUUUAUUCAUUUUUCGCCCCAAGUCCAAUCAGUCUUGUUUAAAUUAGUCUGUUGAUAAUGUUCCCUCAAAAAAAGUUUUAAUGUUUUAACUUUCAGAGCAGCUUGAGGAAUAAUCUAGCCUUUAUGAAUUAAUGGAAUUCAUUAAACCCUUAAAAUUAAA